Molecule: messenger RNA, 1209 nt
Organism: Juglans regia (Persian walnut)
Lineage: Eukaryota; Viridiplantae; Streptophyta; Magnoliopsida; Fagales; Juglandaceae
Product: protein FAR-RED IMPAIRED RESPONSE 1-like
Exons: 1
Coding region: 1-1209 (402 amino acids)
Source: RefSeq, a predicted model, not a curated record
AUGCAUGGUUACUAUGGACAAGUGCCUACAUGGUCAUCGGGAUUUCUGCCAAAUGCUGGUUACUCAUUUCCACAUAAUAUAGAAACUCCAACUCCUCUCAUCAAUACAAGCUCCACUACAUGCAUACUAGUUGGGUCAGAUUCUAAUAGACUCGGUGGUGGGGAGACUAAAGCCCCAUGUACAUCCUGUACAGUUGAAAAAAUUAAUGAGGAUAAACCAAAUCCACAGGAAAACAAGGAUUGCAGUGUCGGGACAUCUCAGAAUGUUGAUAUUGAUGGUGAUGAUAUGAUUGAGGAGCCAAAGUUGGGGAUGGAGUUUAAUUCUCUUGAAGAAUUACUGAGUUAUUAUAAGAAUUAUGGUAAGAAGUGCGAGUUUGGGGUGAUGACAAAAAGGACUGAGAGGGAAGAAGAUGAGACUGUUAGGUAUGUCACCCUUGCUUGUGCUCGUGGUGGGAAGGCCCGUAAUAGAACUUUCGAUUUCACCAACCCACGUCCGACUGGAAAGACAGAAUGUAAGGCAAAGAUUAAUGCCUUAAAAUGUGAUGGAAAACUUCGGUUGACUACGGUUCAUAAUAUCCAUAAACACGGCCUUAGUCCAAAGAAAUCUCGCUUCUUUCGAUGUAAUAGAAAAGUGAGUGACGCUGUAAAAAGAGUUCUAGAUACAAAUGAUAUGGUUGGUGUCCGAAUGAACAAGAGAUUUGGAUCUCUUGUUGUUGGCGCAGGCGGGUUUGAGAACCUUCCAUUUUUGGAGAAAGAUUGUCGUAAUUACAUCGACAAAACAAGACAUCUACGACUUGGCGCAGGUGGUGCUAGUGCACUUCAAGACUAUUUUUGUAGGAUGCAGUACAAAAAUCCCUGGUUCUUUACAUUGAUGGAUUUAGAUGAUGACAGGAGGUUAAAGAAUGUCUUCUGGGCAGACCCCCGUAGUAGAGCAGCCUACCAAUAUUUCGGUGAUGUGGUCACAUUCAACACCACAUACCUGACGAAUAGAUAUGGAAUGCCAUUUGCACCAUUUAUUGGUGUAAAUCACCAUGGGCAGUCAAUUCUCUUGGGCACAGGCUUGAUUUUUAGUGAGGAUACAGAGACCUUUGUGUGGUUAUUCCAGACUUGGUUGCAGUGUAUGGAUGGUAUAACUCCUAAAGCUAUUAUCACUGACCAAGAUAGAACGAUGAAAAAUGCAUUUGGUAUUGUUUUCCCAAACACCCGAUAG